GAGGGGGACCGAGAGUGGGAGCUUAGAACGGGGCAAUUAGGGACAGAGGCGCCGGAGUGAGGAGCCAUUACUCGGCGAGGGAACCCACUGGCCCGCCUGUGGUCGACAGGGCGCCGGAGAAAGCCCUCGGUAAGAGAAGAGAAGAGGAUCGCACCGCAUCACCAUGGCUGACUGUCACGUCCCAUCGCCUGCUCGAAGGGUCCAGUUCAAAGAACCAGAAUGUGACGACUUCAACUUCAAGCAGCCCUUUGUUUCAAAGCCGGAAUCUAAUGAGCCGCCGAAGGAUCUCAAUUCAUCUCCGACUCGUAAGGUCCUGCUUAAGGACAGCGAGUUCGACUGUCUCAACCAGUUCAUCGCUUCAAAGCCCGAUUCUGGUGCUGUAACUUGUGAUGGUCAAAACCCGCUGCCCAUCCCAAAUAAUGAAUCUGAAGAGUGCGAAGCGAACAAUCGACCCAUUGCUCCAAAGGCGGACUUCGAAUACCCCGCGUAUGAUGAUCCCUGUGCGCCAAACACUGGAAUGGAUGGAUUUAGAACCUCAGUCUGCGACGACUUCAGCACAUCUAUCGCUCCAGCUGUUGUUGGCAUUAAGGACUCCAUCUGUGACAACUACUGUUUCACUCCAGGGGAGCCUUUGGGAGAUACGUUGCGUGAUGAUUUCAACCCUUCCACUUCUUUAAUAGUUCCAUUGGAUUCCAUAUGUCACGACCUAAAAUCAGGCCUUGAAUGCAAAGACGCAAGUGGUGAUCUCACGCAAUCCUAUGCUCCACAUGUUGAGGAUAAAAAGGAAACGAGAUGCGACGAUCCUAUUCCCGUCCGCCCUCCAACGACAAAGGAUAAGAAGCUGUGGAUUCCCUGUGCGAACCCUGGCAACCCUGUCUUUUCCUGCAUGGAAAAGAUCCCAACGUCGCCACAAUCCCCGGCUCCAUUCGUGAAACCCCAGAAUCCGCUGUUCAGAACAACCUCUGCCGAUUAUGGAUCCAAUGAACCGACUUGUGACAUUGCACCCUCUGUCUACAAACCGCUGUCGCAGUCGUUCUCGCAGGCGCUCCAAGCCGGUGGGAUGUAUCGUAACAGCUCCCUGAACACUACGUCGGAUAAGAAGAGAAUUCACGAUUUACUCGCGCUUUGACUUUCUGCCCCCGUACAGUUCUUUAUUAGUUACUAUAGUAAGACAGUGAAGACAAAUGUUCCCUUUUUCUUUCAAUGGCAGAUUUUGGAAGAGAAUGGUAUAUAACCAGAUGGAAUUUGAGACUCUUGGGAUGUGUGUGUGUGUAGAAAACAAAAACAAUUUGAUCGUUUGUAUAUUUAAAAAUAAUUUUCUGUGGUAAUAUGCCCGUCUAUAAUAUAGAUUUUUUUUCAGACAUUUACUGUGACUUUUUUUUCAUUUGCAUUCAUUUAGCAUUUUACAUUUGCAGAUAAAGGAAUCGAAUCAUGGAAAAUUUAAAACCCGAGGCUAUUCA
Molecule: messenger RNA, 1460 nt
Organism: Amblyraja radiata (thorny skate)
Lineage: Eukaryota; Metazoa; Chordata; Chondrichthyes; Rajiformes; Rajidae
Gene: pierce2
Product: piercer of microtubule wall 2
Exons: 1
Coding region: 164-1129 (321 amino acids)
Biological process (GO): axoneme assembly
Cellular component (GO): axonemal microtubule
Source: RefSeq, a predicted model, not a curated record